Rhinichthys klamathensis goyatoka is the source of this 2908-nucleotide messenger RNA. RefSeq names its product dopamine receptor D2a (gene drd2a). The coding region runs from base 435 to 1781 and encodes 448 amino acids. Lineage: Eukaryota; Metazoa; Chordata; Actinopteri; Cypriniformes; Leuciscidae. Gene Ontology annotation, biological process: adenylate cyclase-activating adrenergic receptor signaling pathway; adenylate cyclase-inhibiting dopamine receptor signaling pathway. The record is from RefSeq and is a predicted model, not a curated record. Gene Ontology annotation, cellular component: presynaptic membrane; glutamatergic synapse. Gene Ontology annotation, molecular function: dopamine neurotransmitter receptor activity, coupled via Gi/Go; G protein-coupled receptor activity. The transcript has 8 exons.
AAGGACUGAGAUUGUCCCUCAGUGGAUGCUGAAGGUUACCGCGUGCGUAAAGCGCGCGCUCGGAUGCUGCGCUCACACGCGCAUUGCUCACACUCCGCUUGGACUCUCAAACGGAUAUGGGUUGCUCCUGCUAAGUGCAGUUUAAAACCUCCACAAAAUCAAGAAAGGCAUAUUUACAUCAUGUUCACCUUCUUUUAAUCACCAAAAUGAAAUCACCCCGUGGAAGUAGCCUAGUGUUCGUGCUCGCCGGUUUACAGUGGUUGUAUCCACCCGUGGAGCUGUAAUUGAGACAGAAGAGAAAUACAGUUACAGUCGCUCGGAUGGACAAGUGUAUCCGAUGGAGAAAAGUGGAUUUAAAAUAUAAGAAACGGAAUACUUCCGCUCUUUGGAUGAAAGCUGCGGUUUGAGAGUCUCAGCUUGGCUUCAACCAUCUGAUGGAAGUCUUCACGGAGUAUGCCUAUAAUGAGAGCUUCUUUGAAAAUGGAUCCCGGGACUUCAAUGCCACGGAAGAAGGGGGGCGGCAUCAGUACAAUUAUUACGCCAUGCUUCUCACGCUGCUCAUUUUCGUCAUUGUCUUCGGCAACGUGCUGGUGUGUAUAGCCGUCUCUAGGGAGAAAGCCCUGCAGACCACCACCAACUACCUGAUAGUCAGCCUGGCUGUGGCUGAUCUGCUAGUCGCCACACUUGUGAUGCCAUGGGUGGUUUACCUCGAGGUGGUGGGAGAGUGGCGAUUCAGCACAAUCCAUUGUGACAUCUUUGUCACCCUGGACGUGAUGAUGUGUACAGCAAGCAUACUCAAUCUAUGUGCCAUCAGUAUCGACAGGUACACAGCUGUAGCCAUGCCUAUGUUAUACAACACACGCUACAGCUCCAAGAGGAGGGUCACAGUCAUGAUUUCUGUCGUUUGGAUUCUGUCUUUUGCUAUAUCAUGUCCACUGCUGUUUGGACUCAAUAAUACUGACACCCAUGACGAUGCUCUGUGUGUUAUCGCAAACCCUGCCUUUGUAGUGUACUCCUCCAUCGUAUCCUUCUAUGUUCCUUUCAUAAUAACGCUGCUAGUAUAUGUGCAGAUCUACGUGGUACUGCGAAAGAGACGGAAACGUGUCAACACUAAACGCACAUGCCCAGUAACGGACAUGGAUAUGAGCUCGACUUUAAAGAAAUGCACUCACCCUGAUGAUGUGAAACUGUGCACUGUGAUCGUCAAGUCCAGCGGGAAUUUUCCUGUGAACAACAAAAACGUGAUCUUCAUAAAGGAGGUGGUAAACAAUGGGGACGACAUCCAAAUGGAUGAGAUCACAAACUUAAACCCUCCGAAACAGAAGAAGCAGGAUCAGUCCGCUGCAGGUCAACAACACAGCAGGCUGGUUAGCUCUAAUGUGAGAGAGACUGACAUAUCACCCCCAUCGCCUGAAGCUGGUGUCAAACCUGAAAGAAAUGGCAACACCAGCAAUAUCACAAAAGUGACCAAAGCAUUUGAGAUCCAGGUCUCCCCCACUGGCAAAACACAGACAUCGGUCAAAACUCUUAACAAACGUAAAAUCUCCCAGCAGAAGGAGAAGAAGGCCACUCAGAUGUUAGCUAUUGUCCUUGGUGUAUUCAUCAUCUGCUGGCUGCCGUUCUUCAUCACACACAUUGUGAACACUUACUGGCAAGUCCCUCCUGAACUCUACACUGCCUUUACGUGGUUGGGCUACGUGAACAGUGCAGUCAAUCCCAUCAUAUACACCACUUUCAACAUUGAGUUUCGCAAAGCUUUUAUUAAGAUUCUACACUGUUGAGAGAGAACUCGCUUCAAUGGAGCAGAAGGGAUGGAAAUAAUACCUCAUCUACAGUGGAAACACUGUAAAACUUUAUUUAAAGAAUCAAAAUCAGAUCCCAUGCGGACUAUGGCCUGGGGGCGACAUCGCUUGCAUUUCACUGAGAUUAAAACUAAAGGAAUGUAUAUAAAUUGUCUGUAUUAUAAAAAUGAUUUUGUUCCAAGAUCAUAUCGCCCAAAAAAGAAAAGAAAAAUGCAUAUAAAAUCCCUGGGGGAGAUGGCUUUUCAAGCAGUAUCUUCAGCACAGACAAAGAUUCUUGUUUGGAAUACAACUUCAAGCAAUGCCUUUGCUUAUCUGUUUGUAAGUAUUAUUUUUUUGAUUUGAUUAUUUGCUCAUAAACUAAAUGCAGCUACAGUAGGUUGAAAUUUUAAAUCGUGGUAGGACAUGCAGUACUGUGAUACAAACAGAUGCUUUGUAGUAGCCAAUAGGCCAUGCAUUGCAUGGAGGUUGUAAUUUAUUUCUGUUGAAAAGCUUAUUGAUGCCAGUCAUUUCUGCAACGUUAUGUUAUGUCCCACAUUUAUAAAAUGUUUGUUAGAUGUUCUCUCAGCAACUAACAGCAGGCAGAAACCUUAAUACAUUCAGCCAGGUCAUUUCUGUACAAAUAUCAAAGAAUUUGUGCCACGCCUACAGCAAAGUGGAUUUAACAUUUUUAAAAAAGAAAAAAGCAAAGUAUAUAAUUUCAGUAAAAUGCUGAGAUUUUCAAACAUAACCUUGACCGUCGUUUGUCAACCUUUCCGAUGGAAGCAUUUACCAUUUCGGUUCCUUUUUUGUCUUGGUGGAAGAUAAGAUAAUACUGACGGAGUAAAAGGGGAGAAUAAGGAUGAACUGCAUGCAGUCCCUGAUGAUUGGUUUGUGUGGAUUGACGAGAGCAUCAGCCAAAUGUGUCAGCAAAAUGAGUGUAAAUUUAAUUUAAGGUUCCAUUUGACUAUUUAUUAUGUUUAUAUACGUAGCUUUUCAUGCUUUAUAUGACACACCUUGAAUGUGAUGGGCCUGCCGUUGCAAUGUAAUGCAUGUUCUCAUGAGAUGUAUGUUGCACAGUUAUAUAGGAUUAUAUGAAUAAAGUAAUUGUGCACUGGUGGUUUACCGUA